Molecule: messenger RNA, 443 nt
Organism: Ornithorhynchus anatinus (platypus)
Lineage: Eukaryota; Metazoa; Chordata; Mammalia; Monotremata; Ornithorhynchidae
Product: protein S100-A6
Exons: 3
Coding region: 47-325 (92 amino acids)
Cellular component (GO): nucleus; perinuclear region of cytoplasm; cytoplasm
Molecular function (GO): S100 protein binding; calcium ion binding
Source: RefSeq, a predicted model, not a curated record
AGCCUUUUCUGCCGCUGAGACCCCCAGGUCCCUUGAAGGCCACGCCAUGUCAUGCACCCUGGAAGAAGCUCUCGUGUGUCUGACUUUCACCUUCCACAAAUACUCGGACAAAGAGGGCGACAAGAAUACCCUCAGCAAGAGGGAGUUCAAGGCGCUGAUACACAACGAAUUCACCAGCAAGGAGAAGCUCAGUGACAAGACUAUCAGGAAGAUGAUCGAUGAACUGGACGAUGACCUGGACCAGGAACUGAACUUCCAGGAGUACCUCAAAUUUCUGGGCGAAUUAGCCAUUAUUUUGAACGACAUGCUAAAAGAUGUUCUGUGAGGCUGUCGAAGACAGAUAGCCAGGUGUAGGGAGGUUGAUCUCCCCUCCCCCUUCAACCACUUAAGUGUGUGUGAGUAUGAGCAGAAAUGCCAACAUUAAAUUUUUUUUUUAAAGUUGA